Coregonus clupeaformis (lake whitefish) is the source of this 4108-nucleotide messenger RNA. Its product is annotated as zinc finger protein 263. Gene Ontology annotation, biological process: regulation of transcription by RNA polymerase II. The transcript is spliced from 4 exons. Gene Ontology annotation, molecular function: DNA-binding transcription factor activity, RNA polymerase II-specific; RNA polymerase II cis-regulatory region sequence-specific DNA binding. NCBI's taxonomy places the organism in Eukaryota, Metazoa, Chordata, Actinopteri, Salmoniformes, Salmonidae. Bases 1345 to 2919 code for a protein of 524 amino acids. The record is from RefSeq and is a predicted model, not a curated record.
UUUCAGGUAGAAAUGAUUGAUAUACUGUACAUCACAGAAAUAUAGGGUUCUCCAUUAAGUGUUACAAGUGGUGCUGUACAUUGAGGGUUAGACAAAUGACAGAGGGUUACACAAAUUUAGAAAUUCUUACAAUAAACAAGACAAUUCUUCAUUCAUGCACAUAUAGUGGAGGUGGGUAGGGGCACAUGAUAAGUGUUCCUUAAAACUGGCCCUUGGAAAGUUGAGUACAGGACAUACCACAGCUGGUUGACUGAACCUGCGAAUGUCAGGGGGAUCAGCUAUCAAAUGUGCUCUAAGCCUGGAAAUUGGCUUUCAGGGUAUCAGUCUUUGAACCCAGUGUAGAACAUGAACCUGGGUUCACACUGGAAACGUUGGAGACAAAACUGUUGGCUUCUUAGUGAGUCAUUCUCCUUUGCCAGACAAUCUAUUUCAUCACGCUCUUCCAAAGGCAGGGACUUCUGUGUGUAAUCAUGAUUUGGGAAUGGUAGCUCUGCAACAUGGUUGGAACUGAAGAAGGAACUGUCAGGAUAUUUGUGAACUUGGAUUUUCUGGUGACAACAGAAGUGGGGAUAAUGUAGCCUACUUUCAUAAGAGAUUGGCAGGUGUAAAAUAGUUUAAAGAUUUGUUAAAUGUCAACUAUGGACAAUUCAGAAACAUUUAUUACUGUCACGUUUAGAGCACACUUUGGUGUUUUCCGUGAUCUAUAAUAUACAUUAAGUACGCAAACUUCGUGGCUUUUUGAAUAUAUGUUAUAUCCUUGCGUAUUUGGAUGAUCCACUCGCAACGGAGUUGUGGGUAGGUAGGGAACCGUUGAAAAUAGAGGUUACCAGAUUUUUCUCCUCUUGUAUGAGGUGUAUUCAGGUACACAGCAGUACGACAUGCAAUCUUUCACUAGCUACCAUCACGCAACAACAAUGCAUUGCCUGGGCUUACUUCCGUGGUUCACCCAUAGGAUUUCCUGCCUCGCCUUCGUUUCAAAAUAGCGCCUGCGUGACUGAAGCGUAUACACCCUGGUAUUUGCCUUGCCAGUGCUAAACUCUCCCAAUUUGGAAGGGCUGUUGCAGUCUCAUAUUUACGGUAAUAAAUACUUAUGUCACGAGUUGCCAACCGCCGAUAAACCCCACUGAAGAAGAAGAAGUACGUCACGAGUUGAACGGAAGUGCGAUUGCGCACGCAUCUCCAACUUGAAACAUUGUUUGCCUUAAUCGAUCUCUUACAUAUGCCAAAUUGGGCCAAUAUCAACAUUUGCCAUUGUGUAAAUUAAUUGAGUAUUUAUUGCACAUUGGCUAGCUACAAAAAUUUUAACAUAUUUACUUAAUAACAGAGAAUACUGGGCUGGACAAGAUGGCCAGCUGCAAUUUUCAGGCGCAGUUGGUAUCCGUUAUGGAGGUAUUAGCUAAAGCAGCGGUAGCAGAAAUAAACCAACGUGUAGAUGAUAGUUGUGCAGUUAUACGUUUGGAAAUGACCCAAAGCCAGCGAGAUAUUGAUUUACUGAAAAGGAAGUGUCAAAUGAUGGAGAGCGAGUUGAAGAAGACGCGAGGACGAGUCAGGAGAAAAGUUUUUUACCCCAUGGCAUCAGAGAGAUCUUCAUAUCCAGUCAAGAUAGUUUUGAACAAGCAGAGGAGUAGCUCACAGUGGAGAGACGAAGAGCUGGCUGUUGGAGAGGGCUCUCAACCCGAGCCUACAGAUGUGGAGCAGAGAGAGGAGACUGAACCCAUACUGAUCAAAGAUGAGGAGACAGCAGAGGACGUGUGGAAGGCUGACCCUCAGGAAGAGCUCAGGGUCACUGGAGAGGAGUCUGGUUCCAAGCCUGGGAAACCACUAUCUUUUGAACAACGGCACUGUGAUGAGGACUUUAUCACACAACCCAACAUAUCUCCCGAAGACUCAGUGGAACAUUACCCCAAUUCUGAUUGUUCAGAGGAACCAGGCACACCCCGGCUCACAUCUACAGAGGUGUUCAGCACAGAGCAACACCGGCCAGCCGAGGACAAAGACUCACUAGACCUAGUGAUGGUGAAGGAUGAGAAAGAGGAGGAGCUAGAUCAGACCACAGCCCUGGCAGGACCUGACCAGUUUGUUAUGGAUGAGACUGAUGGGCAGCUGUGGACCUCUGUGGAUCCAGGCAGAGACACUGACCCUGAUGGCCACCCAGAUUUCUCCUUUCAUUCCACAGAAGAGUACUCUCAGAAUAUCUCGAUUUUCCCAUCUUGUAGUAGGCUGCCAUCUGUUCCUACUAUGACAGAUGAUGUAGGGCCAUCGCUUCACUCUUCUAUAGUGAAACCACAUGCUAAUAUGUUCAGUGCAGCAGCACACAUGAAAAGACAUAUCAGGACAAUGGCUGAUAUGACUAGACAACAGAUGCCAGAGGGACAGAGCAGCGAGAGGCUGAACUCAAAUAAUGAAGGAAAUAGUUUAGCCCUACAGCCAAGGCAGCAUCAACACACUGCUUCAGAAUCAACAGUGAGAUUGAGUGAAUGCAUGACAGGGUCAAACAUGGCCACCACCUCCACCUUCUCUGGAUACAGCCUGAGUCACAGUAGUUUUAACAUGGUGAAGAGAAUGAGGACUCAGUGGAGGUCGGGUGGCACCACCGAGAGGCGUUUCAGCUGCACCUUCUGUGGGAAGAGCUUCCAGCGUUUCUGCCAGCUCAAAGUACACCUCCGGAGUCACACCGGCGAGAAACCGUACACCUGCGAACAGUGUGGCAGGAGUUUCACCCAGCAGUGCAACCUGAUCAGACAUGCUGUGGUCCACAGCGGGGAGAAGCCCUUCAAGUGCACACAGUGUGGGAAAUGCUUCACCCAGCGCUCUAGCAUGAAGUCACAUCAGAAAACUCACAUAGGAGAGAGUCCAGUGUCUCAAUACGUGGUACCCGCAUACCCUGGGGAUCCACACACAAGUUUAAAGCGCAACUGAAGGCAAUAAACAUCUUCUGAUAUAAAAAGGCCUAUGUAGCACCGAUAUGAGUCAGAAACAUUUAUUCUAUUGUCAAAAUAGACUACAAAUUGUAAAUAGGAUAAUUUUGUUCAUAAAUUCAGUCUCGUCCAAAACAGAGUUUUGUAAGUGAGUUCGUUAUAACUUACUUUAGGGUUGGGUUUUGAUUUCAACAAUGCUCACUUGCCCACUAACACUGGAUACACAGCUGCGGUGAUUGCGCUCUAUCCAAUCCACCGCAGAACACACAUGGUGAGACACACCUGCCCAUCUCACUUUGUUUACACUUUGUUUAACCUGAGAAAUACUGCGUCAAACACCUUAGCUAUAUGUAAAAUUACACAACUAAAACAUCCUCUGCAAAAAUGUCCAAAUUAGACUUCUUGAGUUAUCUUAGAUUCAUUCUGAGUAUUUUGAGGAAGUAAUACCAGCAUCGUUCCUAUGGUGUCUCAUGGGGGAGAAACAUCAUUAACUGCCACAUCGAACCCCACCCCCAAGUCUGAAAUCUCGUUUUUUUCUUAAUGAGCAACAGAGAAACUUGGAAUUACUGCGUUCAGUCGCUCUUUAAUGUUGUCUCAGACCAGAUUAAACAAAUAGUUAAUAAUUGCAUAGUUUUUCUGUAACACUUUCUAUGUGAAAAUGUGGUACAGAAGGUAUUUUGACAAGCUUUUCCUCCUAAUUGAUUUGUGAAAUGGUUUUCAUGUUUGACUGUUGACGGCUCCUCACUUUCAUUUCAACAACCUAUUUACAACUGGUAACGUGUACUUGUGCCACAAAAUCAUAAAAACCAUGCUAUAUUCAAUAAAACUGAUUGAAUGAAAGAGUCAAUCUGCCAGAAUGAAAGGUUUUAGCUUCACUGUCCAAAUAAAUAGUAGGGGAGUGUUUAUAAAUGUGCCUUAAAACCCUAAGGUGAAGAACCUCAGCUAUAAUGCAUCAAUAGUUACUUGAAGUAUAUCAUAAAAUGAAGUUUACAUGAAACUAGUUUAUGGUCUUUGUACGCCAGCUGUGUUUCAAACAAGUUAUAUACCUUUUUCUAUCCUUUAAUAAAUACCAUACCACAUUUUCAGAAUGGUUUCAUUAGGUUGUGUCAAUGAGAAUGGAGAUGACAAUAUCAAAGCUGCACACACAUACAAUUAUGUCAAUUGUGGCCACCUCCCUGUUUUCCAUUUCA